UGCGUGUGCUGGUCCGCUGUGGCUGGGAAAAGAGAAGCGAUGCACCGCAGUGGCUAACGCAUGGGACUGUGGAGAAAGAAGGGGAGCACUGGUUAGAACAGCGUCAGCCGAAGUCUGUGGGACGUAGCCGGAGAGGACCAACUUUAACCAUGGUUUCCAUCGACCAUGUGGCUCAGAAAAUACUGACGUACUUCCCAUAUGUUCUUGUUUUGGUUGAUAUGAGGUUUGAAGGGGUGAAAUGUGGCAAGGAUGGAAGUGUGGACAAUCACAUGGAGAUGGGGAAGAAACUGCUUGCUGCUGGCCAGCUAGCUGAUGCCCUCUCUCAUUUUCAUGCUGUUGUGGAUGGAGAUCCCAAAAACUACAUGGCAUACUACAGGAGAGCUACAGUGUUUUUAGCAAUGGGAAAGUCAAAAUCAGCACUGCCAGAUUUAAGCAGAGUCAUUGAACUUAAACCAGACUUCACAUCUGCAAGGCUUCAGAGAGGAAAUCUUCUUCUGAAGCAGGGAAAGUUGGAUGAAGCAGAGAGUGACUUCAAGAAGGUGCUGAAGUCCAACCCCACCGACAAAGAAGAGAAGGAGGCCCAGAGCCAGCUGACAAAAUCAGAUGAAAUUCAGCGGCUGGUUGCUCAGUCGCGCAGGAGCUUCGACAACAAGGAUUAUGUGACAGCUGCUGCACAGCUUGACACCAUCAUUGAGACAUGCAUUUGGGAUGUGACCUCUCGUGAGAUGCGAGCAGAGUGUUUCAUUCAAAUGGGAGAGAUGGGGAAGGCUAUCACUGACCUUAAAGCUGCAUCCAAGUUAAAGAGUGACAAUACCCAGGCUUUCUACAAGCUGAGCACCAUAUAUUAUAAUCUUGGAGACCACGAGAUGUCCCUCAAUGAGGUGCGUGAGUGCUUGAAGCUGGAUCCUGAUCACAAGCAAUGUUACAGCCAUUACAAGCAAGUAAAGAAGCUCAACAAACAGAUCCAAGCUGCUGAGGAAUUUAUCCAAGAACAGAGGUAUGAAGACGCAGUGAGCAAGUACGAGGCGGUGAUGGAGACUGAGCCCAAUGUGCACUAUUUCUUGCUUCGUGCCAAGGAGCGAAUCUGCCAUGCACUAACACAGGCCCAGCAGGCUAGCAGAGCAAUCCCAGUGUGUAGUGAAGUCCUACAGUCCAAUCCCUCUAAUGUUGAUGUGUUGAAGGACAGAGCCGAAGCAUAUCUCCAAGAUGAACAGUACGAGGAAGCUGUUAGAGAUUAUGAGACUGCCGCAAAACACAGUGAGGGUGACCGUCAGAUCAAAGAAGGUCUGGAAAGAGCUCAGCGGCUACUCAAACAGUCUCAGAAGAGGGAUUAUUAUAAGAUCCUUGGAGUGAAGAGAACUGCCCAGAAAAAGGAGAUUAUCAGAGCCUACAGGAAACUGGCACAACAGUGGCACCCGGACAACUUCCAGGAUCCGGAGGAAAAGAAGAAGGCAGAGAAGAAGUUUAUAGACAUCGCUCAGGCUAAAGAGGUUCUCACUGAUCCAGAGAUGAGAACCAAGUUUGAUCACGGUGAAGACCCCAUGGAUCCAGAGAGCCAGCAGGGGCACCAUCAUCACCACUUCCACGGCGGGUUCCACGGCUUUCAGGGUUUCAAUCCAUUUGGCUCCGGGCCCUUUAACUUUAAAUUUAACUUCAACUGAGGCGGCUUACUCUUCAGCACAGCUGGAGUGGAUAUUUGUACUUUCCUCCCUAUUUAAAAGGGAGCUCACUGGCAUAAAGGAAUGUCAGUUCACAAGUGUCAUAAAAAUGUGGAGCAUAACGUGACUUUGAUUCAGUGACUCAAAUUAAUUAAAGAUGCCUCUUUGUUGUGGAAAUAAUGCAACUUUGAAUUCCAGCUGGGGAAGGGCUCUUACUGUGCAACAAAUAUCUGACUUGUGUGAAGGUAUGAAGCAGCUUUAAUCUGUCAUGAGUGGGAUGUCUAAUCUUACACUUGUAUCUUUUCCACAUAUUGUACAAUCACUUCAAAUCCAUUCGUAAUUGGUUGUACAGAAGUACAGUAUUUUUAUAUGAAUGGAUUUUUUUUUUUUUAAAUAACUGUAAAUAAAGAGCUAUUUAUGUACAAUAAA
Messenger RNA from Archocentrus centrarchus (flier cichlid), 2087 nucleotides. RefSeq names its product DnaJ (Hsp40) homolog, subfamily C, member 3a (gene dnajc3a). NCBI's taxonomy places the organism in Eukaryota, Metazoa, Chordata, Actinopteri, Cichliformes, Cichlidae. Gene Ontology annotation, molecular function: misfolded protein binding; protein-folding chaperone binding. The record is from RefSeq and is a predicted model, not a curated record. Gene Ontology annotation, cellular component: endoplasmic reticulum. The transcript has 12 exons. Bases 150 to 1661 code for a protein of 503 amino acids. Gene Ontology annotation, biological process: protein folding in endoplasmic reticulum.